GAACCAGUAGGAUAGGCUGUUGCUGGCAGAUGCUUCACAACAGACAAGCAAAGUGCAGUUUGGAAAGGAGCGCAGGUCUUCUCAACAUGAAGUAAGAAGAAUCUGGUGCUGAAGAAAACAAUGAUCCGAAUCGCUGCACUGAAUGCGGCCUCGGCAACUGGGGACGAACACGAUGACCUGCAGAAAACCAGGAAGACGCAGACCAAGGAGGCCCAGGAGGCAGAGGCAUUUGCUCUGUACCACAAAGCUCUGGACCUCCAGAAACAUGACCGGUUUGAGGAGUCUGCAAAGGCCUAUCACGAGCUCCUGGAGACCCCGCUGCUUAAAGAGGCGGUGCCUUCAGAUGUUGAGAAGAUGGGGCUCAAGCACCCAGGGCUGAUGCUGAAAUACUCCACUUACAAGAACCUGGCUAGCCUGGCCGCACUGCGGGAUGACCUGGAGACAGCCAUGGACUUCUACCUGGAGGCCGUCCUCCUGGAUGCCACCGAUGUGAACAUGUGGUACAAGAUUGGCCAGGUGGCGCUGAGGCUGGUGAAGAUCCCUCUGGCCAGACACGCCUUUGAGGAGGGACUGCGCUGCAACUCCGACCACUGGCCCUGCCUGGACAACCUCAUCACUGUGCUCUACACACUCAGCGACUACAGCUGCUGCCUGUAUUUCAUCUGCAAGGCCCUGGAAAAAGACUGUUGCUACACCAAAGGCCUGGUUCUGAAGGAGAGGAUCUUUGAGGAGCAGCCCUGUCUAAGAAAGGACUCUUUUCGCAUGUUCUGGAAAUGCGACAUGUCCAUCCACGAGGCAGAGGUGGACGAGGCCGAGGCUCGGGCCAUCGUGGAGGAAGGCCUGGACCUGCGCAGGCGACGGCAGGCCCUGUGUGCCCAGAAUCCGCAGCCCGACCUCCAGCUUGUACAGCCCAUUUCCAACUUCACGUGGAGGGGCCUCGGGGACAGCCUGCUGGCCAUGUACAGGCACCAGACCACCUGCGAGCCCCCCCGGCCCAGCCUGGGCAGGCGGAUCGACCUGUCCGAGUACAAGGAGCUCCAGGCCUUUUCCCAGGCCUUCGCCCCUGUCAGCGUGAUCCAGACCGUCCCGGUCGGCGCCGGGGCCCCCCCCGCCCCUGCGGAGCUCGCCCCGCUCUCGCAGCCCACGACCCUGGCCCAGAUCGCGCAGAACCAGAACGUGGUGGAGGUCACCACUUCCCUAGCGGCAGACGCCUGCCUCUCUGACAAGGCGAAGAAAGCCAAGCGGAAGCGCGUGACGGAGGAGAGCGGCGAGACUGCCAAGCGGCGCUCAGCUCGUGUCAGAAACACAAAGUGCAAGAAAGAGGAGAAGAUUGACUUUCAGGAGCUGCUGUUCAAGUUCCUGCCCUCCAGAUUAAAGAAGCUGGACCCUGAGGAUGAUGAAGAGAGCUUGAGUAACUAUGAGAUCCAAUCGGAGGUCAAGCAAGACAGUCAGCUGCUCACUGGUUCCCAUUCUAUGUCGUUUGACACCACAACAUUUAGGGAAUCAGAGAGGCAGGAGGUGCACGCCUUCCUGCUGAGCAACAUGGCCAACGGCGGGAUCCUGGAGCUGCUCAUGCGCUACCUGAAGGCCGUCGGGCAGAAGUUCCUGGAGGAGUGGCCGCCCACGCUGGCCGCCGUGGUGCUGGAGAGCUACCAGAGCUGGAGGAAGCACAGCGGCGACCUGCCCAGCCCUCUGCUCCGAGACUGCAGCCACCAGCACAUCAAGGAAAUGAUGGUGAUGAGCCUCUCCUGCAUGGAGCUGCAGCUGGAGCAGUGGUCGCUGACCAAGGGCAAGGGCAACAGCACGGUCUCUCCGAGGAAGUGCCAGUCAGGUCCUGGGGCAGAUCAGUCCAGCACUGAUUUUCCAGGCCAGUAUUUCCAGGGGGACCUGCUGCAGCUGGCGUUUGCCGCCUCACAGAAGGAUCUGUUUGAGGAUGGCUGGCUUGCGUUCCUGGUACGAGUGUAUUGGCUGAAGGCUCGCUUCCUGGCUCUGCAGGGAGAUAUGGAGCAGGCUUUGGAGAGUUAUGACAUUUGCACUGGGAUGCUUCAGAGUCAAGCAGCUGUACAGUCUGGGAGUGAAGAAGGGGAGAAGUACACAGUCCACCUGCCCAACCUGAGAGUUGAUUCCACCAUCUCUGUGGAGGAGAUUGACAAGAAGCUGAAGUCUCUGGAGCGCUGCCAGUCCCUGGAGGAGAUCCAGCGGCUGUUUGAGGCAGGGGACUACGAGGCAGUCGUUCGGCUACUGCGGCCCACCCUCAGCAAUGGGGUUUCAGGGAGGGUCAAAUCCCUGGAGUUCGUCGGCUCCGUCCCUGAACGACCCGCACAGCUGCUGCUGCUCCAGAACUCCCUGCUGCAGCAGCAGGAUUUCCGGCAGUGUCUGGAGUGCUCCGAGGUGGCGCUCAAUGAGGCCUUCCAGCAGCUGAGCAAUGUCUCCAUCCCCUCGGCCAAAGAGGAGUGGGCCACCACAGUGACGCAGCUGCUGGGGGGGAUUGACCUGUGCCUGUCCCGGGCCCCUGACAUCCUGCAGACCGCCGCUCGCUCCGCCAGCAUGGCCCGGCUCAGCAGCAACCUCAUCCAGCUGAUAGACUGCAGCAUGGCAGUCUCUGAAGACCUCAAGGAACCCUACAUGUCAUCGGUGCUGCCCUGGAUCAUACUGCACCGCAUCAUCAAACACGAGGAGGUCACCUUUGACUGCCUGCGCAAACAGCAUCUGCAGGCUGAGGAGGAGGAGGAUGACCCCGACACCCCCAUGUUGCCAUCUUCCCUGAUGCUGCUCAACACUGCCCAUGAGUAUCUUGGCCGAAGGUCUUGGUGCUGCAACUCAGACGGUGCUCUUCUGAAGUUCUAUGUUCUAGUGUUACAGAAGGAGCUAACAGCCCCCAGCUCUGAGGACGCCCAUCCUUACAAAGAGGAGUUGGAGACGGCCCUUGAACAGUGCUUCUACUGCCUUUACACCUACCCCAGCAAGAAGAGCAAGGCUCGGUACCUGGAGGAGCACUCUGCCCAGCAGGUGGAGCUGCUGUGGACCGACGCUCUCUUCAUGUUCGAAUACUUCAAGCCCAAGACUUUGCCCGAGUUCGACAGCUACAAGACCAGCACCGUGUCGGCCGAUCUGGCCAACCUCCUGAAGCGGAUCUCCUGCAUCGUCCCUCGCAGUGACAAGCCCACUCUGACUGUGGAGGAGGUUUCGGCCUACAUUGAGGGGGCGUCUCACAAGGUGCCUUGUCUUCCUGAUGGGGCAGGUCCAGUCCCUCCUGUGGUGAAUGAGCUGUAUUACCUUCUUGCCGAUUAUCACUUCAAAAACAAAGAGCAGUCCAAGGCCAUUAAAUUCUACAUGCAUGAUAUCUGCGUGCAUCCUGACAGGUUUGACUCCUGGGCUGGCAUGGCUCUGGCCAGGGCCAGCCGGAUACAGGACAAGCUGAACUCCAACGAGCUGAAGAGCGAUGGCCCCAUCUGGAAGCACUCGAUGUCGGUGCUCAACUGCUUCAAGCGCGCCCUGGAGAUCGACUGCUCCAACCUGUCCCUGUGGAUCGAGUACGGCACCAUGUCCUACGCCCUGCACUCCUUCGCUUCGCGCCAGCUCAAGCAGUGGAGGGCGGAGUUGCCGCCGGAGGUGGUCAAGCAGAUGGAGGAGCGCAGAGACUCCAUGCUAGAGACGGCCUCCCAGUGUUUCCAAGGAGCCACCCGCUGUGAGGGGGACGGGGACGAGGAGGAGUGGCUCAUUCACUACAUGCUGGGCAAGAUCGCGGAGAAGCGCAAGCAGCAUCCCCAGGACUACCUGCUGCUCUACAAACAGGCAGCUCAUUACUUGCAUGAAGAGGCAGCCCGAUACCCCCGGAAAAUCCACUACCAUAACCCCCCUGAACUGGCCAUGGAAGCCCUGGAGUUGUAUUUCAGGCUCUGCGCCUCCAUAUUAAAGCUUCUGGAGGCUGGGGAGCAGGAGCUGGACCACGAGAUGCUCUUCAAUAUCCUGAAGGAGGCGGCUGAUGGCCCUUUCGCCAGAGGAGAAGAGAAGAGCAUGCCUAAAGCCAGUGAGAAGGAGAAGCCUCUGUCUGUGAACGACGAGGAUUCGCACUCCUCUGUGGGCACGGCGCAGGCGCCUGGGAACUCUCUCCCCUCCACCGGGCCAGGUCUGACAUCUCCACCUUACACAGCCACACCGGUUGACCACGAUUACGUGAAACGUAAAACCCUCCAGCAGCAGCAGCAGGAGCAGCAGCAGCAGCAGGAGCAGGAGCAGGCCCUGGCUGAUGCCAUUCCAGCAUUUGACCAUGAUUACUUCCUGACGAGCUUUUCAAAGUGGCCGACAUCAGCGACUGAACGGAGCCAGGACAGCAUGGUGGUGAUGCUGUCCGACUCCAACUCCAUCCAGGACCCCUUCUCCGACCCUGCCAGCUCCCAGGAAAGCAGCCGCAAGGUGCUGUCUGGGAAGGGGAGCGCCUCCUCGUCGGAAAACACCACGCCUCUGAAAGAAGGACAGGAAAGAGUGGAGGAAGCAGGUGUGUUGGAAGAGAAAAGUGAGAGACCCACAGAUGUCCUUCAGGACAACAGAAACAUAAUUGAGGUGCUGGACGACCUGUCCGUCUCAUUGACAGAACUCGGAGGGCAAAAGGCUGCCUCUGAUCCAGCGCUGUCCACAGUGCCAGCAAAUCCUGCCAAGCCCUCCGCUGUCUUGACCCCGGUGACCCCAGUGACCCCAGCGAACGAGGCCAGGAAGAAGGGGGAGGCGGCCGCCGAGGUGCCGGAGGUGCCGCAGAGCCUGCCCUCGGACCGGGCCGAGCAGCGGCGGGUGCUGGUGGACAUGUGCGUCCGGGCCCUUUUCCUCUGCCUCAGCCGUUUCCCUCAGCACUACAAAAGCCUCUACCGUCUGGCCUUCCUCUACGCCAACAGCAAGACGCACCAGAGUAGGUAUUGCAGAGCUGCACCAGUCACUGCUCUGCUUUUACCUGGUGGGCGUGAGAACAAUACAAAAGAAACAGAUGGGUCUGCAUUUGAUGUCCAUCCAGUCUUGAACCUGCAGUGGGCCCGAGACGUGUUGCUAGGAAGCAGUGUCCCAUGGCAACAACUGAAGCACAUGCCAGCGCAAGGACUCUUCUGCGAGAGGAAUAAGACUAAUUUGUUCAAUGGAAUCUGGCGUAUUCCAGUGGAUGAAAUUGAUCGCCCGGGCAGUUUUGCAUCUCAUAUGAACCGCUCCAUUGUUCUCUUACUGGAGGUGCUAUACCAGUUGAAGGACCACGAUACUCUGCUCAAAGUCUCUUUCAUGCUUCAAAGGACUCCAGACCAGGGAAAGAAAUAUUUACGGGAUGUCGACCGCCAGGUCCUUGCCAAGAGAGCUUUUUUUCUUACUGUGAAAGUACUGGAGGAAACUCUGAACAAACUCACUGGGGUGUCAGAACAACCGACUUCCAAACCGCCUUCGGGGUUCAUGGGGGAGAUGACGACGGACGUUUCCAACAAGCCCUGCGCGGAGGACAGCAAACGACAGCUGCCCAAGAAGCCGGCGCUGACGGAGGGGGUCAGUGCGCAGAGCUUGGACAGCGGGCCGAGGGAGGGCCCCCGCGGACAGUCUCCUCAGGCCAUGGAUACUGCCGAUCAGCAGGGUGAUGACAAGCCUGGGAGGAAGGAGGCCGGAGGGGCAGAGCCGGCCAAGCCUGGGGCUGAUGAGCCCAUGGAGCUGGACUCUGGGGCUGGACAGUGGGGAGGGGGCGGCCGGACAGACGCCGCCUCUAAAUCCCUUGAGACGGACUUCGUAAAAGCCGGCCAGGUUUCGGAGGAGAAGGCCCCUGGGACGAGCAGGGCUCCAGAGCUGUCCCUAGAGGAACUCAGCAUCAGCUCCAAGCAGCAGCAGCAGCAGCAGCAGCAGCAGCUGGCCACCACAGCCAAGGGCCAGCUGACUGCCAGCGGGACAGAGCCUGGCAUCGUCCGGAGACCCAGCAGGAAAAGGAAAUUGUUAGAGGACGCAGAGUCCGGUAAAACGCUUCUGUUGGAUGCCUACAGAGUGUGGCAGCAGGGGCAGAAAAUCAUGACCUACGACUUAGGCAGGAUUGAGAAGAUCAUGUCCGAGACCUACAUGUUAAUCAAGCAGGUCGAUGAAGAUGCGGCCUUGGACCAAGCAGUGAAAUUCUGCCAGAUACAAAUGGCUACAGCAACACAGAAACAGUCAGCAGGAGAUACACCCACCACGCCCAAGCACCCCAAGGAGCACAGAGAGGUCUUCUUCCCAACCGCACUGACGCCCCUGCUGUCCACUCCCACGCAACCCCAGGGUGGGGUGCAGGAGCCCUCCCCGUCCCAGGACUGCGUGCCCAAGCCGAGCUCCGACCUACCGCCCAAACCACAGAAACAGCCGCCCGCCUCCUCCUACUGCCCUACCCCCGGCGCCCAGGAGCACCCCCAGAUGAGACGACAGCACAGCCACCCCACCUCAGCCACAGCCUACCUCCCCCCAGCAGGUGAACCAGCAGAGGAGCCGCUCGAGGGACUUGGCUACCGGCAACAGGAAUCCCACCUGUGUCAGCAGAUGAAGAUGGCCACCGUGUCGCCAGGGCAGGAGUCCCAUGACUGGCACAAGGAGAGUACCUUCACCCAACAGGAGGGUGUGGGCGACCCCUCUCACUCUGCAGGGCAAGCCACUGCAGAGACCUCAUCAGACCAGCUCUCACCUGGGAGUCAGUCCAAACAGCUGGAGAGCAGUCGGAUACGAUCCCGAAUUCCACCCAACAUGCCAAAGCUCUUCAUCCCUUCCACCGUCACCAAAUUCCCCCCGGAGAUCACGGUCACCCCUCCCACACCCACCCUGCUCUCCCCAAAAGGCAGCAUCUCAGAGGAGACUAAGCAAAAACUGAAGAGCGCCAUCCUGUCAUCGCAGUCGGCCGCCAACGUGAAGAAAGAGACGCUGAGCCAGCCGGCGCUAGAGGUGCAGGAGACCUCGAGCCAGGAGUCCUCUCUGGAGAGUGACACGGACGAGGAGGAGGAGGAGGAGGAGGAGGAAGACGACUACAUGGACAUCUGACCCACGCGCCCUCUCACCAUGGCCACAGAGCUCGCCGUGGUUGCAGCUGGGCCAGUUCCUGCUCCGCUCUGGAAGCAGCACACAGCUGCUGAUCUGCAAAAAAAAAAGACUUCACAAAGACACAAGGAAAGGGGGGAAAAGCCUGUUCCUGAUUUACCUGCAAAAACCAGCAGUCCAAGCAUGCCUGUCUAUGUCCUAAUACCCCCGGUUUCCUCUCCUCUCAUUUCUGACAGCAGUGUGACCCAGCAAAGUCCGAAAACACCGGCGUAGACAAAGAACUGGUUUCUGAAGACCGGUUUCUGUUCUUUCUUCAUGUGUAGAGCUUUUGCAUUCAAAAAAAGCUCUACCAGAGAUCUGAAAUGUUACCGUUUUGGCUCUGUGUUUGUGUGAACAGCUCCUCCCCUUGAAUGUUUGUUUUUCAAGUCUGGACAAGUAAUGCCUGGGGUUUGAAGGCUUUUACUUCUGUGUGAUCUUGUCUUUUCUCUUCUUUGUGGGAAAACAUCUUGAUAUCAUAUUCCUGCUGUCAAAUUUAAUGCUUAUUCUGAAUGGGCAGCUAAAUAAUGGUGUGUGAACUUCCUUGUGGGAAUAUUCAAAGUGCCAUUUCCAACAGUGCAACAGGAAAGACUUUGUUUAAUGUUGGUAAGAACCACUUUUCUUAAUGUAAAGCUGAAAAAGACCAAACAGCAUGUCAAAACCAUAAUUCAAAUACCUAAAUGAGAUGAUAAAGCCCUAGACUUGUUUAAAGAACCACACUUAUGUCUCACCUACAUUUUGCUAUGCAGACACAAAUCCAAUGAGACUGUACAACUGUACUGUAAGUAAAGAGGUACUGUUUGAGCGCUUUAAUGUACUUCGUUUAGAUUUACAAACAAUAAGAGCCUUUUCAUAGUAAAAACAGAGCUUUUUUUUGUGGUAUUUAGUAGGUUGCCCCUCAGGAUAAAAUGUGAAGUAUUACGAGACCAUAAGAGGACAGCGAUGCUGAAUU
Lepisosteus oculatus (spotted gar) is the source of this 7996-nucleotide messenger RNA. RefSeq names its product calcineurin binding protein 1 (gene cabin1). Gene Ontology annotation, cellular component: nucleus. The record is from RefSeq and is a predicted model, not a curated record. Gene Ontology annotation, biological process: chromatin organization. Gene Ontology annotation, molecular function: nucleosome binding; protein binding. NCBI's taxonomy places the organism in Eukaryota, Metazoa, Chordata, Actinopteri, Semionotiformes, Lepisosteidae.